CGCCCGCACCGCACGUGGCCAUCCAGCCGCUGUGUGACGCGAUCCUAUGGUUUUCACAUCAAUUUGUUCAACAUAAACGGAUUUUUAUCACCUGUGGAGCUUUGCGUGUUAUAAAACUUCCACGAUUUAUUAUCCAAAGAUGUGAACGCCCUAGUAUCGAUCCAUCAAUGAGGGAAAAAUUCAACUGACCACAUCGGACAAUGCGGUCACAAGCUACAAAACCAUUACCUAAAAAAGGGGCUUUAAAUAAGACAACAUUGAAAUCGGGCUCCGCUGGAAAACAAGCUAAAAGAAAAGCAGUUUCUCCGAAAAAAGUCAAGACUUUAAUUAAAAAAUCUCUCGUAAAAACUACUAAGAAAAAUUCUACUAAAGAUGAAUCAAUCAAAAAAGAUGACGAUGUUUCAACUGGAGAUAGACACGAAACCUCACUGGACAGUGCUAAGAGUGGACAGUCUAAAAGUGGUUCUCGUAGUAACUCGCCAACAAAAAAGCCUAAAAAAGAUCCUAAAGAAAAGAAAGACACGGCUAAAAGUCCACCAGAAAGUACUACUAAAAAAGUUGGCCCUAAGAAAAUUCUGAAAUCGUCCAAGAAACCAAAAGCAGCAACCAAGAAAAAAGGAAACAUGGACGGAGAUGAUGUAAAGUACAAAAUUAAUGUAGAUGCUGCAAGGAAAGUACCAGCUAAAUUCUCUAAAGCUAAAACGAUUGUCAAGAAAACCAAUACAAAUCAAAACAAAAAAGGACUAACUCAAAAGAAACAAACUGUGCAGGAAGUUGAAAAUAACGCUGAAAAGAUGGAUGCAAAAAAUACUACCGAUAACAAAACUGGUAAAGAGGAAUCAGCUGAUAAAAAAGAAGACAUAAAGAAAGAUUCUGCCCUUAAAGAUGACAGUAAACUUAAGGAGCAGUUAGAAGUUAAGAUAAUUGAUGAAAUUAAGCCAACGAACAACAAUUCAUCUAAUCCACCAGCAACAACUCCACCUGAAACAACAAAAACUGAACACGAAAGGCCCCCAAAAUUUUUUACAUCAAGUCGACAUCCGAGGACGGUAGACAUAGAUGUAAAAUGCCUAAAAACAUCAAAGGGUAAUUUAAGCAUGUCAGAGAGGUUUUUAUCUUUUAAAGGCGAGACUAAAAAUGAUGGGAACAAUGAAGAUAAAAAAAAUACAAACAAUCUCGUAUCUCAGGGACCUGAUAUUGAUGUCUACACGUUUACUGAAAAAGUCGAUUCCCCCAAAAGCAUUCUAUCUGAUUUCCGUAAUCCAAUUAACAAAAACAUCGGCAGAGUUAGGCCUAUUGCAAGAGUGAAAGGUACCGUUAUUGACAAAAAAGACCCAGAAAAGAAAAAAUAUUCUCCACAUAGACCAAUUGAAGAAGUGGUCAAACAGCUGAAAGCCAAUAAACGCACAGAGGAGCUCCAAAAGGGUAAUGAAAAUCAAAAUAGUUGUCCUAAUGAAGAUAACACGAGCGCAGGUGACAAAGAAGAAGAAAAACCAAAACCCAUCGUUAGUAAGUCUUAUAAAAUGGUCGCAAGAAAAUCUAGUGUAACUGGAAAACCCUUCAGUCCAAUCAAGUUUUCUGAUCAAGAGCAAAAUCAAAAUAAAAGCGAAAAAUGCGCAAAUGUUAAGAAAGUUUCAACUAAGGCUAAACAGGCUAAGCAACAGAAAAAAAGUAGUAUGUCGGAUGAGGAACUUGACACAUCUAAAUUUGCUCUCAACACGAAAACUUUCCACUAUAGUUCUUCAGAUGAAAGCGUUAAUGAGUCUAAUGAUGACAACGACACCAAAGAGUCUUCCGAAUCAGAUACUCCUAAAAGUAAGAAAACGAAAAACAAAAAAUAUAAGCGAAUAACUGAUAGUGCAAAGAAAUGGACUUCGAAAGAAUUAAAAGAACUAUCUAAAGAUUCUCUUGUAGAUUUGAAGGAUGAAAUGAAAAUAUUUGGAAGUGAAAAACCUAGCAAGAGGCGGCUUAAACUUCUGUCUAUGUGGAGUGGACCGAAAAAACAUAGAAUGGCUUCUUUAAAUGCAAUGGCAAAAGUUCAUUGCUUGUAUGAGAAUGAAAGCAGAACUCAUAUGGAAUUGGGUUUGAUGAAAACUGUUGAUAGACAACCAAUUCCAAGUACCUCCAAGGCUCACACUACAACUAAAGGUAAAGACAGCAAGCCUAAAGAAAUUGAGAAACAAGACAGUACCUCAGAAUCGGAAUAUGAGCACAGAAAAGAUAAAAAAGAUGAAAGUUCUGAAAGUUCUGAUGACAAUCCACCGCAGAGAUCACUACGAGGGGUACCUGGUAUAAGAAGUGCUGGUAAAUACUGGGAUCCUAAAUCGUGUACUUCUUCCAGUGAGGAUAGUGAAAUGGAAUCUAAAAAGAAAUCUGCGACUGCUGAGAAAAAGAAGAACACUACGAAAUUGCAUUCUUCUAAUAAAUCUGAUUCAGAUUCUAAACCACCAGCAAAAAUGAAAAAAACGGUCGGAGUGCCGGUGAAAAAGAAACGCAAUAGAAACGAAGUUGUGAUGGACUUGAAAGACAUGGUAGUCCAAAAGCGUAUGGCCAGCCUGAACGCCACAGCAAUAUUAGCCGCUAGUUAUGAGAAGCGUUCACCAAAGUCUAGUAAGGACGACACUACCUCCGAUUCUUGUAGCGAUGAGUCUUUUACUCAGAAGUCAAAAAACGGGGCUGGUUCCGGCGUUAAGUCGGAAGUAAAAAACGAGGAUGCAAAAAGAGAAUGCGAGGAGACGUCGAUGACUGAUAGAAAACAGAAAGUGGAAGUAAUCGUGAACCAAGAUACAGACGUUACAAUAACUGGUGUAUACUCAACACAUCAUCACGAGGGUUUCUGCACUGUGUCCGGAAUGCAGUACCGUAUCUCCUCUACAAGUCACACCCAAACAACCGCAACAGCUAACUGUGAAAAGGAGGGAUGUUCUCGAGAUGAAUCCCGCUACACGCCACUCUCUGCGCUGUCCUCAAUGAAGCCCCCUGCCGACCAACCACAUGGUCAUCCACAUCCAGUACCAGAACUCGGCGGGCUAGCGCGUCGUGCCGCUGGUUGUUCCAGCGCCUUCUCAGCACCUUCGCCUUCGGCACAUCAUGAUCCAGGAUAUUACCAGCCGGCCGGACCGCUGAUCAAAGAAGGCGGACCAGAAGCAGAGCGGGCGUUGACCAGAUACCACACCCCGCCACACUACCACACCCCGCAUCCACCUGUGCUACAGCAGUACGGGCCGCCGUCAUAUUACCCCGCGGACCUAUGCUACGGACGGUAUUACAGACCUCCGGGACCAUACCACAUGCCGCCACAGCCCGAUGCACCGAUGGUAGGCGUUGGCAGCGAGCCGUAUCCUCCACCACAAUAUUACGGCAAUUGUUAUCAGCAUUCGCCUCAAAGGAUACCAUAUGAAUUUCGCGGAUGCCCCUGCCCUUUAAAUCCGUUUCCAAAAAACGUCCUUAUUGGGCCGGCUACUGGUAAACCCCCGACCGGUGGCGGCCCAGCCGACAUAACUUCAGCAAUAGCGCCGCCCGGGGGCGCCUUCAGAGCGAAGGUGCGAGCGUGCGCACUGGACACCGUUGCAGAUACACACGGUAGCGGGAAAGAUCCACCGCUAGAACAAGAACCACCAGCAGCAGCGGACGCGCCUCAUCCUUGUCCUUUACCAGCAAUUGGAGGCGCUUCUCCUAAACGUGAACUUUACGAUGUGCGGGAAAACCUACGUCUGGCGGGUGACAUUCCCGGCCCGGUUGAGGCUUUAGGCCCUCCGUCACCCGCCCGUGGCUCCGCUGGAGCUUGCGCUCCGCAACCACCGACAGUAGCGCCCCGAAGAGCUCGUCUUGGUAAAGCAAUGGCGAGGCGAUCCCUGGUGGGAGAUGACACUGGACUGUUACUGUCAAUCCCUCAACCACCACCUGCCCAUCACAGCGAUGCAGAUGAUGAUGUAAUGGCAAUAUCACCUCCUACUUGCGCGCCAAUAGAUUUGUCUUCUUCGGACGAACGUUCAACACCUUUAGUUGAUGUCAAGAAAGAAAACGAGGGUCCAACAUGUGCAGCGUCUCGAAAACCAGAAGCACUAGCACUUAGAGAACACAAUAGCACAACAACUGUUUCUGAAAAUGCUACAGCUACUAGCACAGAUGCUGCUAAACAAGUUAAACGGAGAUAUUCCAAACCAAAACUAGAAAUAGACAUGAAAGACACUCAACUUGAAGACAGCUGCAAAACUAAUGGGAUUGGUGAACAUGUCAAGCUACAAAAACGCAGAAAAGUGUCAAUUGAUCAAAUUAGCCUUAUGCGAGUUGAGACUGUUACGAAAGAGACCAAGAAGAGAUCACCUCAAACUAAAAGAACACCGAAAACUCCGAGCGAUAAGAGAACAGUCAAAAGGAAGUCUGACAGUACCCCAAAUACACCCAAGGCUAAACGCAUGUUAAUGGAUGCGCCUGAUGAGAAAGGACACAAAUCCCUAGCCAUUCUAGCAGAGGACCCUGCUUCUAUGAAACCCAAGAUCAAGAGUGCGCUUUUACUAGACAACCUAAUUCGAAAGAAUAGCAUCGACCGAGCCGGCGCAAAACAAAUGAAUCCAGCAGAACUAUUCCCAUCUCCUGACGAGAAUAUCUCUACUACAUCUAAGAAAACUUUGAAUAUUAACAACAAUAUUGUAGAGAGCAAUCCACCAGUUACAGGUGUGCGGUCUAACACCAUUGCAGCAGUAAGUCAAUUGAUAGAAAAAAAAUUGUCAUAUAAACAUGCGUGCAAAUUAGAAAAAAUUGAUUCUAAAAUAACGCACAGUUCGAAAUCAGUAUUAAAACCACCCACCGAUAAAUUGAAAACAAACGAAGAUUUCGCGCUGAUCAGUGAUAUAUAUAAAUCGAAAAGUGAUAAAAUAAUGUGUAAAGACAGUGAAUUAAAGUCGGUCCCUACCGUUAAAGACAAAGGUGAGUUUGUUAAAGACAGUGGUGAAGAUCUUAUUAGUGAUAGUGAUAUUAAAAAUAAUGCUGCGGUCGAGGACGCAUUAAAAUCCUUAAAGGUUUUUAAAUCCAAGCCUAAAGCGGGUAAAAAGGAUGAAGUGAAAGUAAAGCCUGCAGAUGAAUCUCACAUUACAUUAGAUAAGCCCUUGGAAACUAUAGAAUCUGUUGAAAACAAACCAUCAGAUACGCAAAUAAAUAAAGCAAAACGCUGCAAAUUGUCAACCAACAAGACCAAACUUAAGAAAAGCAUUGAAAAGGUGGCCAAGCUUCUCGUGUCAAAGAAACCUGUUAUUAAGACUGAUGAAAUUGCGAGUGGUGAUGACACAAGUGACAAAAAAGAAAUUGUAGAGGAAAUUCUAGACAAAGUUUCUGAGAAAGCAAUAAAAUUACCUAAAGCCAAUGGAGAAUUAAAAGCUAAAAGCAUAGAAAGGGUAGCCAAACUGCUGGUGUCAAAGAAACAUAUUACUGAUGCCGAUUCCGUUCCAGUACCAGAGGACAAAGAGCCUACGAGGGAAUCGAUUGAACGAAUUACUGACGUACCAUCUGAACUGGCAAUGCCCGAAAAGACAUUGCCGAAAAGAUGCAAGCUAGCAAAUGGUGAAAUGAAGGCAAAAAAUGUAGAGAAAGUGGUAAAAUUGUUAGUGUCUAAGAAGCCAGCAAUAAAAACGGAUGAAGCUACUAUGGUGAUUGAAGAUGCUUGCGCUUCGUCGCCGGGACCUCACGUAGGACGGCGCGCGAGGCGACGACGUAGCGGUGCAGGGACGCGACGGGUGCGGCGGACGUUGGCUCCUCUCGCUCCACCCUCCUAUGAGCCUCGCGCCCCGCCACGAUGGAGCAACGGAUGGAAAUGGGACGGAGAAAAUUAUAUCUCGAAAGUCUACCUCAAUAACGAUUCCCGCCUGGAUCGCACAGCGCGAUGCUGGCCCCGUAUGACGCACGAGAGUGGUGACAGCGUAGGCCGGGGUGACUGCGUGCUGCUCAGGGCCUCCACAGCCAGAGCACAGCCGUUUGUAGCCAGGAUCGCUAGUCUAUGGGAGAAUCCUGAAGACGGCGAAAUGAUGGUAUCUCUAGUAUGGUACUACCGGCCGGAGCACACAGAACGCGGGCGCGAGCCAGCUGACGCACCCGAUGAGGUCUUCGCCUCAAGACACCGGGACGCUAAUUCCGUCGCCUGCAUCGAGGAUAAAUGCCACGUGCUCACUUUCAAUGAAUACUGCCGUUACAGGAAACGGCUAAAAGCGCAAGAAGAGGGCGUUACAAUCACUCCAUCGAUCGUCCCACCGUUACCGCCAAGCGAGAUCACCCCGGCCGUCGCUCCGAAUGACUCCAAAUUACCCCCCGGCGUGUCCCCCGAGCUCGUUCUCUUCUGCCGCAAGAUUUACGACUUCAGAUCCAAGAAGAUACAAGUCCCUAACAAAUGAACAACUUUUAACAACAUAUUUGGAUGUUAGUAACCCCCGAGUCUACGAAGAACACGUAUUAAUAUUUUGUAAGUUAAAAAGGAAUUAACACCAAAGCUACAUUACGAAUUUUUAUGUCUCUUCUUAACUCGGUGAAAGGUAUUGAUUGUUCCUCGGGACACUUCUGAAGGAUUACUAUUAUAUUGUAGUCUCC
Messenger RNA from Hyposmocoma kahamanoa, 6576 nucleotides. RefSeq lists its product as uncharacterized. Bases 201 to 6383 code for a protein of 2060 amino acids. The transcript is spliced from 12 exons. The record is from RefSeq and is a predicted model, not a curated record. Lineage: Eukaryota; Metazoa; Arthropoda; Insecta; Lepidoptera; Cosmopterigidae. Gene Ontology annotation, molecular function: chromatin binding.